Oikopleura dioica is the source of this 456-nucleotide messenger RNA. The record is from the annotation of a GenBank genome assembly. Lineage: Eukaryota; Metazoa; Chordata; Appendicularia; Copelata; Oikopleuridae.
AUGGAAAAGAUUCCAAAGAGCUAUACAUCCAUGUCAGAAGAUCAGAAACAGCUCUACCAGCUGACAAGACAUGCCGAUGUCAAUAUUGACCCGACGCUUUUCGGGAAUAUUCUUCAGUUUCUCGAGGCAGAUGUCCAUCCUGAAGCCAUCUGCAAAAUGCUCAAAGACACUGUUCCUAAAUCGCCAUAUGGAGACGAAAAGAAUCAGGAGAAGAUAGAACGCAUGAAUCGACGGAGGAGCCAAAAACUGAGUGCAACAAGCUCGUCCGACGAAUCGAAGAAAAAGUUCGAUCAGUUCGCCGAUCAGAGCUUCCACCAACCACCGAGCGCACUAUUGCCAAAGCCCGUCGCCAGAGCGAUAAUGUCUUGUAAAAACAAAACCAGCAGAAAAUCUACCUGUAUCUUUCUCUCACAGAUCUCCUCUUCUCACAAUUUUCACAUCACUACCCAGACUUGA